Molecule: messenger RNA, 528 nt
Organism: Egretta garzetta (little egret)
Lineage: Eukaryota; Metazoa; Chordata; Aves; Pelecaniformes; Ardeidae
Gene: UCHL1
Product: ubiquitin C-terminal hydrolase L1
Exons: 6
Coding region: 1-528 (175 amino acids)
Biological process (GO): ubiquitin-dependent protein catabolic process; protein deubiquitination
Cellular component (GO): cytoplasm
Molecular function (GO): cysteine-type deubiquitinase activity
Source: RefSeq, a predicted model, not a curated record
AUGCCUAAAACAGUUACACGUUUACAGCAUGAGAACUUCAGGAAACAACAGACUGAAAAAAUAAAGGACCAAGAAAUCAGUUCCAAGGUGUAUUUCCUGAAGCAGACAGUCAGCAACUCCUGUGGGACAAUUGGUCUGAUACAUGCAGUUGCUAAUAAUAAAGACAAACUGAAGCUUGAUGAGGGGUCUGCCCUGAAGAAGUUUCUUGAGGAAACAGCUGAUCUGUCUCCUGAAGAGAGAGCUAAGCAUUUGGCAAAUAAUAAGGCUAUACAAGAAGUCCACAAUUCUGUUGCACAAGAAGGACAAUGUCGGGUUGAGGACAACAGUGUGAACUUCCACUUCAUCCUGUUUGUCAAUGUGGAUGGACAUCUGUAUGAAUUGGAUGGGCGUAUGCCAUUCCCUGUAAACCAUGGCACAAGCUCAGAUGACUUGCUAUUGAAGGAUUCUGCUAAGAUCUGCAGACAAUUUACAGAACGUGAAAAAGGAGAAGUUCGUUUUUCUGCUGUGGCUUUCUGCAAGUCUGCCUGA